Molecule: messenger RNA, 3281 nt
Organism: Oryctolagus cuniculus (rabbit)
Lineage: Eukaryota; Metazoa; Chordata; Mammalia; Lagomorpha; Leporidae
Gene: MAPKAP1
Product: MAPK associated protein 1
Biological process (GO): TORC2 signaling
Cellular component (GO): plasma membrane; cytoplasm; TORC2 complex
Molecular function (GO): phosphatidylinositol-4,5-bisphosphate binding
Source: RefSeq, a predicted model, not a curated record
UCCGGUGCGCGGGGGUGCGGUUCCGGGUCGUGGCGCGGCUCGGGGUAACAGGGCUGCUGCUCGGCCGGUCGGCGGCGGCGAGCAGCCGGGACAUGAGGGCUAGUCCGGGCGACGGCAGCUGAGAGGGCCGGGAGGAGCACCGGUCCCCGAGGAUCCCGAGAGUGCAGAGUCGGGGCAGGGGCCGGGAGGCGUGGGGGAGCCGGGCCCUCCUCUCAGGAACGUUUCCCAAGGCCAGCCCGGCCCGUAGUGUGGAAGCAGCUUCAGGCGCUCGGUACAUUUAAAGGGAAAGGGAAGCUUGGCGUGAGUCACUUGGUGGUGCUUCUCAGCCAUCUUACAGUCUCCGUAGGACCCACGAAGUGCUGCCACCAGAACAACGUGUUAGCAGGUAGGUGAGCUCGUGAAACAAUAUGAAGAGGAGAAAAUAGCCUUUUAAGGAAUUGGCCCACAGAGAGGAUGGCCUUCUUGGACAAUCCAACUAUCAUUCUAGCUCAUAUUCGACAGUCCCAUGUGACGAGUGAUGACACGGGAAUGUGCGAAAUGGUUCUCAUUGAUCAUGAUGUUGACCUAGAGAAGAUUCAUCCUCCUUCAAUGCCUGGAGACAGUGGGUCAGAAAUUCAGGGAAGCAAUGGUGAGACUCAGGGCUAUGUGUAUGCCCAGUCAGUCGAUAUUACCUCAAGUUGGGACUUUGGUAUUAGAAGACGCUCAAACACAGCUCAAAGAUUAGAACGGCUCCGAAAAGAGAGACAAAACCAGAUCAAAUGCAAAAAUAUUCAGUGGAAAGAAAGAAAUUCUAAGCAAUCAGCCCAGGAGUUAAAGUCACUGUUUGAAAAAAAAUCCCUCAAAGAGAAGCCUCCAAGUUCUGGAAAGCAGUCAAUUUUAUCCGUACGCCUGGAGCAGUGCCCUCUGCAGCUGAAUAACCCCUUUAAUGAGUAUUCCAAAUUUGACGGCAAGGGUCAUGUUGGCACGACAGCCACCAAGAAGAUAGACGUCUACCUCCCCCUGCACUCGAGCCAGGAUAGACUGCUGCCAAUGACCGUGGUGACCAUGGCCAGCGCCAGGGUGCAAGACCUGAUUGGGCUCAUCUGUUGGCAGUACACCAGCGAAGGACGGGAGCCGAAGCUCAAUGACAACGUCAGUGCCUACUGCCUGCACAUUGCUGAGGAUGACGGGGAGGUGGACACAGAUUUCCCCCCGCUGGAUGCCAAUGAGCCCAUUCAUAAGUUUGGCUUCAGUACUUUGGCCCUGGUUGAGAAGUAUUCCUCGCCUGGUCUGACAUCCAAGGAAUCACUCUUUGUUCGAAUAAAUGCUGCUCAUGGAUUCUCCCUUAUUCAGGUAGACAACACAAAGGUCACCAUGAAGGAAAUCUUGCUAAAGGCGGUGAAGCGAAGAAAAGGAUCCCAGAAAAUUUCAGGCCCUCAGUACCGCCUGGAGAAGCAGAGCGAGCCCAACGUCGCCGUGGACCUGGAGAGCACCUUGGAGAGCCAGAGCGCCUGGGAGUUCUGCCUGGUCCGCGAGAACAGUUCAAGGGCAGACGGAGUUUUUGAGGAGGAUUCGCAAAUUGACAUAGCCACAGUACAGGAUAUGCUUAGCAGUCACCAUUACAAGUCCUUCAAAGUCAGCAUGAUCCACAGACUGCGAUUCACCACCGACGUGCAGUUAGGUAUCUCUGGAGACAAAGUAGAGAUAGACCCCGUUACGAACCAGAAGGCCAGCACUAAGUUUUGGAUUAAGCAGAAACCCAUCUCAAUCGAUUCUGACCUGCUCUGUGCCUGUGACCUUGCUGAAGAGAAAAGCCCCAGUCACGCAAUAUUUAAACUCACGUACCUAAGCAAUCAUGACUACAAACACCUCUACUUCGAAUCUGACGCUGCUACGGUCAACGAAAUCGUGCUGAAGGUUAACUACAUCCUGGAAUCCCGAGCAAGCACUGCCCGCGCUGACUACUUUGCGCAGAAACAAAGGAAACUGAACAGGCGCACAAGCUUCAGCUUCCAGAGGGAGAAGAAGUCCGUGCAGCAGUGACCGGGGCCCCCAGCCUGAGUCUGCGGCCGGCGCCCGGCGCCUGGCCCCCACCCCGCGUCCCGCUGUCCUGGGGGGAGGCCGCUCCCCGGCUCACGGGCUCGCGGGGAGGGCGCAGGGCCGGGGGGCGCCCUAGGCUGGAGCGCUGAGCACGUGGCCACGGACCGCAGCGUGAUUGGCAGUGGCGCUGCCCGGCGCCUGCCGAGGCUGAACAUAGCCGUGCCCAGACAUUUCCGUGCGACUCGAUCAAAUUUCUUAAGGCAAAUGAAGAACAAAAAUGUACAUUUCUUUUUUUUUUCCUUUUAAUAAACAGGCGCACUCUUUAUCACGGCUGGUAUGACGGACCGUUCUUUGGGGCGGAGGAUUGAUUAUGUUAGUCUCUUGAAAAUCUGUUCCCAUAUUGAACAGGCAGAUUGGAAAAGCUAUGGCUCGAUUUCUCAGAAGAAAUGUUUAGGGCUUAGUCAAUACCUUUAACUAUGCCAUUUGUUUAAAUGAGUGCACUUGCUGCGAGGAUCGUCGGACUCCAAGUUAGGGCGCAGGGCCCAGCGCGUGUGCGGGCCUCCCGCUCCCUGCCACGGGCACCAGGCGCCGGGCGAGGGAGGGCGACGCUCACCCCAGCCAGAGCGGUCGCUCCUGUUACCUAAGCAGCAAGUGGAAGCGCCCACGGCCCGCGAGGCCUGCAGGGCCCCCGCCGGGGCCUGGACUCUGCCUUGGGGACCGGGGCGGUUCCUUUCCCUCACCGCCUCACAGUGCCUGCCCCUUGCUCGAGUGGCUGACGCCGCCGGCUGUCACCGCAGAGGGAGCCCUGCGGGCCCUGCCAUCCCGCUCCGGGCACGACAAGGAGCCAGGCACCCUCCACCCCACACUCUGCUGGCCACACCAGAUGCCUCUGCGGACCUUGCCAGCCUCACCAGGGCUCCUGCUGUGGUGACGUGCUUGCUGUCUGUCCCCCGCGGGGGCCCGGCCGGCUGUCUCUCCGCGCGGACGUGUGACCUGUCGCACAGGAAGAGGUGUGCCCAGGUCAUCCUGCUGAAUUCCUCUCUGAGUCUGACCUUGGUCCCGCCCACAGCAGCUCCCUUUUCUAACGUCUUCCAUUCCUACCUGCCCCGGAGACAAGAGAAAUAUUAUUUGUAGCUUGCUAUCUGUAUUUGAAUUUUUAGCAGUUUUAUAUUUAGAUACCUUUGAAAAAUGUAAAUGACUAAUUUGGUCAUUAAAUCUUGUGACAUAUUCAAUAUUAAAAUAAAAGUCCUCCGAGAACCUUC